Oncorhynchus mykiss (rainbow trout) is the source of this 3639-nucleotide messenger RNA. RefSeq names its product transmembrane protein 151B. The record is from RefSeq and is a predicted model, not a curated record. NCBI's taxonomy places the organism in Eukaryota, Metazoa, Chordata, Actinopteri, Salmoniformes, Salmonidae.
CCCCCGGGUUCAAGAGAUUGGUGCUCUUAAAAGCGGGAUCCCCAUUCGCCUUGGCUCCAGACCAGAUGAUCUGAAUCUGUUGGGGACCAGAAAAGAAAGGGGUAGCCUACUGGAAGCUUUGACUUGAUUCUGCCAUGUCCAGACAGCAGCAUGUUCUCUCCCGAUUUGGAAACGGAUACCACUGCGGAAGACACAGCGCCCAACACCCCCAAUGAUGGAGAGGAUGCACCUGCCAGCAUUGAUGUACUGGAGGAGCAGCGGCCUGUGAAGCAGUCACUGAGUGCCUGUAUGUGCCGAGAGUCCCACUGGCGCUGCCUUCUCCUCUCCCUACUCAUGUACAGCUGCCUUGGCACUGUGGCUUGGUGCCAGCUCACCCGAGUCACAAAGCUCAGCUUCGACUCAUCCGUCACCUCCCUGACAGCCUCCAUUUCCUCACUCAGAGGAGUUGGCAUGGGAGGCCGCUCUAUGAUCUACCAUGACAGCCCCUGCUCUGACGGCUACGUGUACAUCCCUCUGGCCUUCCUGUUCAUGCUCUAUGUCGUCUACCUGGUAGAGUGUUGGCACUGCCGGGCUUGCAGUGAGCUACAGUGUAAGGCUGACGUGGAUAGCGUAUAUGAGCGGGUAUUGCGGAUGCGACAGGCUCGUCCGUGUGUUUGGUGGAAGGCCAUAAGUUACCAUUUUGUUCGGAGGACCAGACAGGUGACCCGCUACCGGACCGGGGAUGCCUACACCACCACCCAGGUCUACCAUGAGCGGGUCAACACACGCGUGAGGGAGGGAGAGUUUGACUACAGUCGCUGCGGUAUGCGGGACGUCUCACGGGAUCUACGUGGACUGGAGAGCCACCCGGCGACAAGACUUCGUUUCACCAAGUGCUUCAGUUUCGCUGGGGCCGGACCAGAAAAUAAUUACCUCAACCAACGUGCCAGGUUCUUCUCAGAGAUUGAGGGUUUGGAUGACUACAUGGAGGCUCGGGAAGGGAUGCAACUGAAAAACGUGGACUUUAAAGAGCACCUGAUAGCCUACGUGGACCCUGACCGGCUGCCCUGGUAUACUUCUCAGGUGGCAUUCUGGUUCACUGCUCUGCUCAUGCUGUCCUGGCCCCUGAGGGUGCUUAUAGAGUACCGUACAGCCUUUGUGCACUACCAUGUUGAGAAGCUCUUUGGGCUGGAGUACAGCCACAGCAGCCCCUCUCCAACAGAGGAGGAGGUUCCCAUCAGGAGUGGUCUCCCUCGGGUAGAUACCGUGGACAGCACUGAGCUGGAGUGGCACAUCCGCUCCAACCACCAGUUGAUCCCCAGCUACUCAGAAGCCAUGCUGAUGAACCUGGGGGCUUCGGACUCUGGUACAGCUGAUGACACCAGGUCCUCUAACUGCUUCCUGCUAGACAGCCACCCAGCCCAGAGCUAUAGCACGCUGGUGCAGGACUGUGAGCACUGCUGCCAGCUUCAGAGCGAGGUUGGACAGAGGCGGGCCACCACCAGCUCCAGCUGUUCCUCCAUCUUCUCCCAUCAUGCCUUUCACUCCCGCCUCUCCCUGGACACCUCACACUUCUCACUGUGCCGGAUGUACGGCUCUCGGCGCACCGUAGGCCUGUGGAGGAGCCGCAGCAGCACACUGACUGACCGCUGCUGCGUGGAUGAGCAGUGUUGCCGUUCCUACUCCAGCCAGCUGGCUCUCAACGAGAGCCCGCCCAGCUACCGGGACGCACGCUUCUUCCCUGUCCUCAUUGUGCACCGAGCCGAGGGCUGCGGUAGUGGUGACUCCACCACAGAGGUGCGGCGCUUUUAUGUCCGCCGGGGGUCCUGCUGCCUGGAGACCUCACUCUGAGGGACCAAGAGACAUUUGACUGAUUCAGUAACAAUAUAUUCCAAAUUAUAUUGAGAGUCCAAGAGCAUAUAAAGACUGUUCUGUUGACAGGACUGAAAUUGUGUUACACACUGUCUCUGUGUUGUAUGCUCAGAUUCAUAUAAAGGCUGCAUAGUUCUCAGUCUCAUGUGCACGUUGGAUCUGUAUUGGUAUUAUCUCCUGCUGCAGACAUGAUUGUGAGUCAAACUAAAAAGAGCUGGAUUUGAAUGUUUGAUUCAGUGAUGACCAGCUCUCAGUGAGGUGCAUUUGGCAUUAUGUCAUCGUGAAAAGUUUCCCUUUUCUGUUUAAAAAAAAAGGACAUGUGUAUUGUCUUGUAAUGAUAAGCGAACCUGGGGAGAUUGUGUUCACAUUGCCCUAAAAAAGUGAAUCUCGAGAUGGUCUGAGUUCAGUUCACUUUGGGGACUCUUGAGGGUUCUGAGUUCCUUUGGAGAGUUCACACUCUCCUGAUGGGCCACAUGUUUAUUACUGUUACCCUGUUUAGUAAUCAUUGCCAAUUUCAAAAUGCUUUCAUUGACACAUUCGGAGUGUGUUUUCACACUUGGUCCCUUUCAGACAAUUUUUGGGAACUCAGUGCGGUUCGCUUAAUUUUUUUUGUGCAGUGUGAACUCUCCAAAGGAACUCAGAACCUUCAAGAGUCCCCAAAGUGAACUGAACUGAGACCAUCUCGAGAUUAAAUUUUAUAGGGCAAUGUGAACACAAUCUCCCCAGGUUCACUUAUCAUUAUUCACCCACCACACACUAGCCACUGCAACACCAUUUCCCAAGACAUAACCCCUCACAUUGGUGCCACAAAAGAGAUGUGCAAGUUUGUGGAAAACAACGUGUGCCGUUGUUGGAUAUUGAUUAGCGAUUGUCAAGGAUGUACAGACAUUCCAAAAUAUGUGUGGAGUUUUUAGUUCAGAUUAUUUGUUUGCAAUAUGUGAUCUUUUGGCUAAGAGAGAGCUGUUUAUUCGAUUGUGAGGUUUGAACAUUAUGAGAAGGCAACAACAUAUUUGGUGAGAAUCACAACAUAGGACCUAGAAUUGAUUAUGUACCCAAAAAGAACAGUAGCCUUGGGUGUACAAUUUAAUUACAGCCUUAUCUUCAGUUAUUCUUCUGCUAUUUAUUAUGUUACCAAUAAUAUGAACAUGUUAAUACCUUAUUAUUAUUAUUAUUAUUAUUAUUAUUAUUAUUAUGUCUCAUCUUUUAACUAAAUUAAAUAUAUUAGCUUCCAAAAUGUAAGUAGGUGUGUCUAGCUGUCCAAUAACAUUGAUGGAAUGGCUUGUCCUGCACUUUGUAAAAACCCAGAGUGCAUUGAGUGAAUGUUGAAAACAGGAACCAAAAUCUGUCUUAGCAAUGUGAAAGCAAAGACAACUCAGACCACAAAAUAGGGGAAGUGAACUGGCAAAAGUGUUGAGUCCUCAUUUAAAGGCAAGGGCAAUGUGAAUACAAAGAUAACCGAGUUCUUUAGAUUCUUUUUUUUAAAUCCUAGAGUUCACUUUAAAAGAGGACUGAGAAUGGUGUUGUUUUAGGGUGUUUUCACAUAUAGUCCUCUUGAAAAGAACCAAAGUCACAGAAAAUCAAACUGCCUGAUCUACAUAGAACACAAUAUUGAGAAGUUACAUUUUCUUUGCUUUUGCAUGUUUCUAAUGGAACAAAAUGUAUCUGUGUCAAGUAAGUGAAGGUAACAUACUAUGUACACUACCGUCCAAAAGUUUGGGGUAACUUAGAAAUGUCCUUGUUUUCGAAAGAAAAGCAAAAAAAAAAAAAUGUGUCCAUUAAAAUAACAUC